Ceraceosorus guamensis is the source of this 766-nucleotide messenger RNA. RefSeq lists its product as hypothetical. Gene Ontology annotation, cellular component: gamma-tubulin ring complex. The record is from RefSeq and is a predicted model, not a curated record. Gene Ontology annotation, biological process: gamma-tubulin complex localization. Lineage: Eukaryota; Fungi; Basidiomycota; Exobasidiomycetes; Ceraceosorales; Ceraceosoraceae. Bases 361 to 618 code for a protein of 85 amino acids. The transcript is spliced from 4 exons.
CCCCGUAUUCCCUCUUUUGUGACGGUCGAGGCACACUCGCACGCGACAGACCCGCCGCGUCGCGUGCCGUGCGCGCGUGCAGCCCACGCAAAACUCGAAUCAAGACUCGCUCGCAACACACGUGACGAAAUCUCAUCACGCGCAUCUCGCGCGUCGCAACCGAACACUCUUGACUCAUGACUUUCGACUCUCAACUCGCGGACCCUUGACCAAUCUCGCCGACGACGACCACCAUCCCCGUGCACGUUCAAAACUUGCGGUGGGUGUACGCGCACGAUAGAAGGACUGGUCACAUUAGCCAUUCUCGACUCUUUGACCUCCCCAAGCCAUUGCGCCUCACACAGAUCCGCACUUGUCGACAUGUCGAGCGCAGGAGUCAGGGCAGACACGCGAGCAGCAGCGGCUCAGGACACGUUGGAUAUCCUCUACGAUAUUUCUGUUCUGCUUCAGACGGGUCUGACUCGGGAUCAACUCAGGGCAUGUUCGGAUGUGCUGGAUGCGGGCGUGGGAGCCGAGGCAGUAGCUGUGAGUUGGCUUGGCAGUGGUACGGCGGUACGAGAACUCAGGAAGCAAGGUGGACCUACCCCAAACGCUCAUAAAAAGCGCCUGCGGGAUUGAGCAGUGUCAGCUAGAUGGAAAGAAUCACCGACUUCGCCUGUAUCAUAAUCAGCAACAUUGACAUUCAACACUGACCCAGACGUGCGUUGAAGGCCGCGCAAGGGGCCAUCCUCAUUCACGUGAUUGCAGACGCUCUUAACAAGGUACA